AUGCCAGGAGAGACGAUUACUUUACAAGCAGGUCAAUGUGGUAAUCAAGUAGGGUUGGAAUAUUGGAAACAAUUGUCUACAGAGCAUGGAAUACUUGCAGAUGGGACUCAACUACCAUAUCCACAAGAUGAGCCUUAUCCUCAGUUCGAAGGCCAAACUACCAAGAAUACCAUCAAUGAUAGAGAGGAUAGACCUGAAUUGUUCUUCACUUUAUCAGAUACAGGAAAAUAUACUCCCAGAUCAAUAUUGGUAGAUUUAGAGCCUUCAGUUAUAAAUAAGGCUACCAAUAGUUUACCUAUGUUUAAUCCUCGAAACAUACAUUUGAGUGAAACUGGUAGUGGUGCAGCUAAUAAUUGGCAAAAAGGUUACUCGUACGGACUUGAAUAUCAAGAAGAGCUUAUAAAUUUGAUCGAUAGAGAAUGUGAUAAGUGUGAGAAUUUAUCCAACUUCCAAUUGAUUCAUAGUGUAGCAGGAGGUACAGGAUCAGGUGUAGGGUCAUUAUUAUUGGAAUUAUUAAGUGAUAGAUAUGGAUCCAAAACAUUAAUCACCACAUCUUCAAUUUUUCCGUCCAAUGAAAAGACAUCUGAUGUGGUGGUACAGCCAUAUAAUACCGUAUUAACAUUGAAAAGAUUAAUAGAAUUCUCCGAUUCCAGUAUAAUUUUCGAUAACGAUUGUCUUAAUACGGUGGAAAGUUCACUUUUCGGAAUCUCCCAAUCAUUCAACUAUGCCAAUAAUGUUAGUGGGUAUGAAGGAGCUAAUAAAUUGAUUUCUUAUGUUAUAUCAUCAAUUUCUAAUCCUAUUAGAUUCCCCAGUUAUAUGUUCACAUCCAUUGAAUCGAUAUAUUCAAGUUUAAUUCCUACACCUGAACUUAAAUUCUUAACGGCAUCAGUAGCACCAUUCGGAGAAUUAUCAAAUUUCAGUAAAAUCCCAUCAAAAUAUAGUUUUUCCAAUUUGAAUGAAUAUGAAUUGAUACUUGAAUUAUUGAAUGAUAAAUAUAAAAUGAAUAGAACAGUCAACGAGACCAGCUAUAUAUCAAUGUUAACAUAUGUCAUGGGGAACAAAUUAAAUCAAUUAGAUAUCAAUAAAGGAAUAUUAAAAUCCCAAAAAAGACUUGAUUUUGUACCAUGGUCAUCAUCAACAAUAUCAGUAGUAAGUGGUAAAAAAUCGCCAUUUGUUUCCAAUAAAUCCAAACAAUUAAACGGGCUAUGCUUAUCUAACAAUACUUCCAUAAUUUCAGUGUUAUCUAAGAUCUUGAAACAAUAUGAUUUAUUGGCCAAGAGAGAAGCUUACAUAAAUUAUUAUACUGAAACCAAUGAUUCUGAAGAAAGAUCUAAAGUGAUGGAUAUGUUUAAUGAAUGUAAGGAAUCGGUGAUAAGUGUUAUCGAAGAGUAUAAAAAUUGUCGAACGAUUAAAUACUUAGAGGAUGAUAUUUUGGAAGAUGAAAUGAUGUGA
Messenger RNA from Yamadazyma jaroonii, 1452 nucleotides. The record is from the annotation of a GenBank genome assembly. NCBI's taxonomy places the organism in Eukaryota, Fungi, Ascomycota, Pichiomycetes, Serinales, Debaryomycetaceae.